Diceros bicornis minor is the source of this 7285-nucleotide messenger RNA. RefSeq names its product RNA binding fox-1 homolog 2 (gene RBFOX2). Lineage: Eukaryota; Metazoa; Chordata; Mammalia; Perissodactyla; Rhinocerotidae. Gene Ontology annotation, molecular function: mRNA binding. Gene Ontology annotation, cellular component: nucleus; cytoplasm. The coding region runs from base 451 to 1794 and encodes 447 amino acids. The transcript is spliced from 14 exons. Gene Ontology annotation, biological process: regulation of alternative mRNA splicing, via spliceosome; nervous system development. The record is from RefSeq and is a predicted model, not a curated record.
AUCCCGGCCAGUCAGCUCGGUCCUGCCUCGGGCCCCUCCUCCCCCCACAUCAACACCCCUCCCCACGCCUCGGGAGCGGGACCGCCCCCUUCCUCCCUCGGCCGGCGUGGGGUGAGGGCCGGUGUGAGGGAGCCAGCGCGGGCGGGCGGGCUCCGUGAGGGCGAGAGGCGGGGCGCGCGGCGGGCGGGCCGGGGGCCGCGUGUGCGCGUGGGGCGCGAGCGAGAGCCCGUCGCGACCCGCCGGCGGCCCGGAGCCGAGGAGCCGGCGAGCGACGAGCGGCGACCGCCGAGCGCGGAGGGGCGCCGGGCCCGCGCGCGCGCGCACGCACGCACGCAGGCGGGGGCGGGGGCAGGCGCGCGGCCGCCUGUCGCGACAGUCGGGGCCGAGGCCCAGGGGGAGGUGGCCUGUCGCGGGUCGCCCGGCUCCCGGAGGCGAGGGGGGCGCGGGCGGAUGGCGGAAGGCGCCCAGCCGCAGCAGCCGCCUCAGCUCGGGCCCGGCGCCGCUGCCCGGGGGAUGAAGCGGGAGUCGGAGCUGGAGCUGCCGGCGCCCGGAGCGGGAGGAGACGGAGCCGAGCCCGGCCUGAGCAAGCGGCCGCGCACCGAGGAGGCGGCGGCCGACGGCGGCGGCGGGAUGCAGAACGAGCCUCUGACCCCAGGUUAUCAUGGAUUCCCAGCACGGGACAGCCAGGGUAACCAGGAGCCAGCAACAACUCCUGAUGCAAUGGUUCAGCCUUUUACUACCAUCCCGUUUCCACCACCUCCACAGAAUGGAAUUCCCACAGAAUAUGGAGUGCCACACACUCAGGACUAUGCCGGCCAGACCAGUGAGCAUAACCUGACACUCUAUGGAAGUACGCAAGCCCACGGAGAGCAGAGCAGCAACUCACCCAGCACACAAAACGGAUCUCUUACGCAGACAGAAGGGGGAGCACAGACAGACGGCCAGCAGUCACAGACACAAAGUAGUGAAAAUUCAGAGAGUAAAUCUACCCCCAAACGACUCCAUGUCUCUAAUAUUCCUUUCCGCUUCCGGGACCCGGACCUCCGGCAGAUGUUUGGGCAGUUUGGCAAAAUCCUAGAUGUAGAAAUAAUCUUUAAUGAACGUGGCUCUAAGGGAUUCGGGUUCGUAACUUUCGAGAAUAGUGCUGAUGCAGACAGGGCCAGGGAGAAAUUACACGGCACCGUGGUAGAGGGCCGUAAAAUCGAGGUGAAUAAUGCUACGGCACGUGUAAUGACCAAUAAGAAGAUGGUCACACCAUAUGCAAAUGGUUGGAAAUUAAGCCCAGUAGUUGGAGCUGUGUAUGGCCCUGAGUUAUAUGCAGCAUCCAGCUUUCAAGCAGAUGUGUCCCUAGGCAAUGAUGCGGCAGUGCCCCUAUCUGGAAGAGGGGGUAUUAACACUUACAUUCCUUUAAUCAUUCCUGGCUUCCCUUACCCAACUGCAGCCACCACGGCGGCUGCUUUCAGAGGAGCCCAUCUGAGAGGCAGAGGGCGGACAGUAUACGGUGCAGUCCGAGCGGUACCUCCAACAGCCAUUCCCGCCUAUCCAGGUGUGGUUUACCAGGACGGAUUUUACGGUGCUGACCUCUAUGGUGGAUAUGCAGCCUACAGAUAUGCACAGCCUGCUACUGCAACCGCGGCCACAGCUGCUGCAGCCGCUGCAGCCGCUUACAGCGAUGGUUAUGGCAGGGUGUACACAGCCGACCCCUACCAUGCCCUUGCCCCUGCCGCUAGCUAUGGAGUUGGCGCUGUGGCGAGUUUAUACCGAGGUGGCUACAGCCGAUUUGCCCCCUACUGAAGUGACGUGAGACCCCUGCAAAUGGGACAGCCCCCCAGUUCAUGAGGCCUGGCUAUUGCAAUAUUUACUAGUAGAGGAACUCUAUAGCAAGAUGAAGAGGAAAAACAAACAAACAAACAAAAAAAAAACACAAAAAAAGAGAAUACUUUUUUAUACCUCACUAUGUUCUUUGAAUAUGUAUUUUUCCUUUAAAUUUCUGCCUUUAAUUCUUUUGUUCCAAAGAUUGUGCAUUUUUUUCUUUUUUUUUUUUCCUUUUUUUUUUAACUGUGGUAAAAAAAAAAAAAAUAAUGCAUUUCCAUGUCUGUAUGUCCGUGCUUAGCUUAUUAUAUCAAUCACGGAAGAGGCAGUUAAUGAGGAAGAAGAGACAUUAGGAGCUGAUAAACACAGCUGAUCAGAAAUCAGCAGACAGAAUUACCAAAGUGUGUCUGGUGCUGAAUGGCUGGGGGACAAGCAGAAGUGGAAGAGAUCUUUCUGCCACAGGAUAUUCUUCUAGUCUUCUGAGUUUCUGGUCUUUGGCAGGCAAUUCUGAUUGGCUGUGGCUGGAAUCCACAUGCUGAUAGAUGAUAGGAAUUUGUGCUUGCAAAGCAGGAGAAUUAAAAAGACACUUUCCUCUUCUCUUCUCUCCUGUCUUCUCCAUUCUUUUUACAAUCAUCUUAAUAUGCACAGCCUGAGACAGUUGGCAUAGUUUUUGGAAUUAUAGUGUUAAUAUUUCCAAACAUGCUCUCAGACUGUGGAUAAUAAACACCUCAUUAGGAAACCAAUCUCAGAAUGAACUCUGGAGUAUGAAAAAGAUCAUUCUUUUCUUUCCUGUAAUCCUAGCAUUCCUGCUGGGCUUCUUCACCUGUAAUUGAACCGCAGCGUAGCUCGUCUAUCCUUUUAUUAACACUCUGCUCCUGUGUCCUCAAGAUUCAGGAAUUUAGGACCCAGGGACAGAAGAAUAAAUUGGCAGUGGCCGUAUUUCCCCAGGUGUUUGGGCACAGCUUGAGGAUUAGAGGUACUAAUUGUUGAGAGGCGAUAAAGAGGGUGAGGAAGCGAAAGGGAUAUGAGGUGAUGUCUGGCAGGGCACUCUGGUAUUCUUGAUCUUUCUCUUGCGUCGAAAGUCAGUACACAGUGUAGAGCAUACCUUCAAGGCUCUGUUGGCAACAGAUGAAGUGCCGGAGUCCUAGGCCAGCUGUCCCUGGAAGUUCUGGUGAUGAGGGCAUGUGAGGGCAGGCAGAGGCACUUUGUACUAGUUCCAAAGCCAUAGGAAUUUUCAUCCUCCAGAGCCUUUAUGAGUCACUUCUCUGUCCACAGCCUUGAGCCCUCGUGGCCAUUCUACCCAGCUUCUCAUUCUCCUCCAAAGAUGCCCAGCUGAGCACCCGGACCACUUGGUAUACAUGAACACUACAGGACAUGAAAUACAGAGCCCCUGAGGUUGCUCCCCUCCUGUGUUGGAAGGAGGGUCUGAAAUGGCAAGGAUUUUAUAUAUUGCCAGAAAGAGUCGUGUGGUGGCCACAGCAGUGAGUUGCUGCUGUUGCUCCCUGGCUUCAAUUUUCUAUAUUACCACGAUGGGGGAGAAAGUGUUUCUUUUCUAGCUAUUAGCUGUUAAUGAUAAGGGCAAGGGUCCUGCAGCAUUUCCAAAAUGAAGGCAUUUAGAGAAGCACGGUCUGUUUGGCUCCCUGGUCUAUUCACAUUGGUACUGGGUGACCUUUCACCCAAGGAUAGCUGCUAAAGGGAGUAAUUCAGAGACAUGGAGCUUCUGGUUGGUUGUGGGUUUGGUUUUGCUUUGUUUUUUUUACUCCUGCCUCCACACUUGUUCUUGACUGGUGACUGAUUCAUGUCCCUGAAUUAAAAUGACUGACAUAUGACAGCAUCAAGCUUUCUUUGUAAGCAGAGUGAUAUAUCUGGGAGGGACUGGCCUGUCAUGAAUAAUACAUAUCUUCUCCCCCUUCAGAAUCGUCUCUUGUCUAAUAACUGGGAGAGAGGCUGUCCUUGAAACUAGGGGAGACAUCAAGGAAGCUAGAGGCCUCGAUGCAAUUCUUAUUGAUUCUGGGAAGCAGUGCAUAGAAUAGGGGACACCAGACUGCCGGUCCAUUGGCCAUUUUUUAAGGGUUCCCCUCCCCAAACCAAAGUUUGGUUUGUUGCUGUUAAGACAAUUUUUGUUGUAUGUAUAUAAAUAUUUUAGUUAGAGGAGGGGGGAAUGGGAUGUGGGGUUUCGCAGUUCUAGGGAAUGGGGGCAAGGAGGAUUUUUUUUUUUUCUUUCUUCUCUUUUGUUUUGAGGCAGAGCUUUUGUUGACUAAAGAAACUGAGAGAAAUUUCAUGUCAUGUUUAAAUAGAGACCAUUCUCACAAAAUGGCGAGCCACCACUCAGUGGACACAAGGCCAGAUUCUAAAGGGUUGUAUUCGUAGCAGAGGAAGAGAAUAGGGCAAUGAGGUUAAGAAUUCUCUCUCCUUUUUUCCAGAAAGAGAUAAGGAUGAUGGGAAAGGUAGAGAAGACGGCUCCCACAGCCCUUUUCAAAGAGGCAGAAGCAUGAGCUUGAGAUACCUUUUGUGCAUUUCAGUUCAGCUGGCUCUGGCUGAGGACUCCAUGGGCAAGCUCUGUGUUUCCAGUGGGCUUCUGCUGCAUUUCCAGGGAUGGUUUUAAUAUUGCUUCCUCCAGCUCCCCUUUCUAAGGAAGACAGAAUCAAGUUCUGCUUUAUUAAAGGGCCUUUGGUUUUCGGUGUCAGCACUAAGAAUUGGAGCUCUCGUAAGCACCUAGAUUUGAUGGUAUCAACCUCCCAGCAGCUUUUGAACGUUGAGACUCCAUACAGUCGACUUCAUCAAAGGCAGGUUCCUCAAAGCAUUAAUGCUUGUAUGUUCCUGACUCUAGUUCCCACUGGACUAAGAAAGAGCAUCAGAAGAGAGUUUGGCGCCUUGUGAGUUCGUUAGAGGAUGCUGGUUGAUAAAUCCAAAAAACUUAUUAAUGCUGAAUCACAGUACGUGAAUGAUUUCAACAGCUUUACAGUAUCUCACGACAUGGACUUUCUGUAGCAAGCGUCUUACUCUUAGACGCUGGGCUCUUUUAAGGAGACCUGUAGUGAAAACCUUUAUCUGAAUAUCUCUCCUUCAGCCCAGAAAGCUGCCCUUAGGUCUUUUCCAGAAUUCCUUGUGUUAUGUAGUUCACCUUCCAUUAACCCAGAUCAACCAUUGUGAUUCAUCAUUUUUAAGGCUCUCAGGUUUUACAAAACCUAUCACCAUCAUCCUCCAACAGCCACGGUCAGAAUUGAGCCAAUUUUAUUUUUCCUUGAAAAAGAAGGGGACUGGGGCUCAACUCUCAGUUUAAGGGGGGCUAGGGGAGAGCUACUCAAUAGAAAUCAAAGACAGUGGCUUUUCCUCACAGUGACUCCUCAGGGGUGACCUGCUCUCAUUUAGAUUACACUUUCCUAGAGACAGCAGACAAGUCAGUGAAUCCCCAUCACCCUCUAACUGGUCACGGAGCUGCCACACGAGGGCGGUGUAAACUCGGGGUGGAAGCAACCCCGAGGGUCUGCACGAAGGGCUUGCUGGCCCGCUUCCCUCUCCAGGGGAGCACGAGCGAGGGACAGUCUGGAAGGCUGGGACGUGGAAGGAGGGAAAGGGGAGCUGAUUGAACCCUCCCCUUUCGCCCAGUCCAGCCGCUUCUCUGCUGCUUGCAACCCUCUAGCACAGUAACAUUUGCAGAAUUGCAGGUUUUUAUUCCCCCAGAUAAUAGGAAGAAAAGGACUUUGGGGGGUGGGGAAGGGGUAGUGGUGUUUUAAAAGCAUAAGUCACCUGUUUGCACUGUUUUAAGAUAGGAAAAAAAUAGUGGGCAAGGUGAACAUCAGACGUAAAUUUGUGUGUUUUUAUUUUGUCAUGCUCUUGAAACUGUUUGACCAUGUGUAGUGUACACCAGUGAAACUUGAUUCUCUGUUGCAUAAAACACUAUUUUUUUGGAAAUGUUACUGUCCAGAAGCCUCUUCCCUCCCUUUCCCUUCUCUGUACUUCCUUCAUACUUGCUUUACUGAUGGGGCAGGCCAUAGCCAUGCAAGAGCUAGAGCCCUUCCCAGGCUGGCUCAGGUGUCCUAAGCCAGCGUGCGCCUUCUGGGUUAGGGAGUGCAGCCGAGUCCCUGGCACCUGUCUUUAAAAUAAGGCUUACAGACCAGAUUCCAGUGACUAUCAAAUUCCUCAGUCAGAUGCGCUAGGAAUGAGGAGCCGAGGGUGGAGGGCAUUCCUCAAAUAUUGCAGUUGGCUGUAGCAGCUGAGUUCCUAUCCGUGUUACCAGAACUGUAGCCAGUUACAGUUUACUCAGGAAAACGGUAGAUCAAUUCAGCCAUGGUAGUGCUGGUUGGCAGGGAUUGGUAACUGAGAGAACUGCUCGUCAGCCAAACUCAAACCUUGCCUUUAAGGAGACUGCCAGCGAGGGACUCGGCCCCUCGGUCUGGUCAUCACAUAUGUGCCGGUGUUGUGAGGGCUCAGCUCCCACUGGCAAGCAAAAAGGGAUCGUGGAUUCUCUUUUCUCCCCACCCCCGGCCCCUGUUACCAACACCAGAUUCCCAGGGGGAACGUGAGUUUUUGAAUUGUUUUUUGGUUUGGUUUUUCCAGGGACUGCUGAGUGCUGUAAGCAGUGUCUGCACCCCUUCAAGCCUCCCAGCUUAGUCGUUCUCCUCUCUUUUUCUGUUCACAGUAUUUUGGUGUGUGUGUGCUCGUUUUGGCAGCUCAUUUUGGCUGUAUUAUAUAUCGAGUGAUGAAUUGAUCCCCCUUUUUUCCCUACGGGGUAUGAAUUGUUUUUUUCUUGUGUUAUAAUUCUGCUUGUGAAUAGCUGGAGCAAACCUGGGGCUGACACACGUAAGCUAGGGCUGCAGAGGGCUGAGAGCCAGUGGGGUUGACUUGUCCCUGACAGGCUGACCUACCUGAGUCUCUGAGCUUUUCAGUCCAGAUCUUUGCAAGGCUGAAAAUGCCACAGAACCUCUCCUCUGCUCCCCACUCCCCGUGGCCGGGACUGAACCAUCCCUACAUGCAACAUGCAGUUUCUCUGGCCCCGCCCAUUGCCGUGGCAAACAGGUACCUUUGGGGCAUGGGGGCAUCACAUGGGAUGCUUGUAUAAUUGACCACCUCGCCUUUUCUCCUCCCUGCCUCCUCCCCAGAAUCACUUCCUAGGACACCCGAGCUGCUUGCCCAGGGUCCUGUUUCCCUGCGAACUCCAGAGAAGCACCCCAGGGCUUUGUGACAGUCUCUACUUCCCUCCCCUUCUCAUUAAGAAUCAUAUUGUAUAGUAGCUUUCAGACCAUACAGUAUUCAUUGGGUUACUCCUAUUAUUAUCAAGUAGCUGGAAUUGUGAAGGUCGGAGUAGUUAGAUCUUUAGCUUUUAUUCCUUAUUUUUUUGUAUUACUAUCCAUGUGUAUAAAUUAUUGAUCAUGUUGCUGGCUUUUAUAAACUCUAAGCGAAGGAGGAGGUCUGCCUCUGCCUUUGCAAAUGGUAAUGAAGCACUGUUUUUAAAUAAAAGAGAGAAACACCA